This is a messenger RNA of Fusarium vanettenii 77-13-4, 2496 nucleotides long. RefSeq lists its product as uncharacterized. Gene Ontology annotation, biological process: transmembrane transport. The coding region runs from base 1 to 2496 and encodes 831 amino acids. Gene Ontology annotation, molecular function: transmembrane transporter activity. NCBI's taxonomy places the organism in Eukaryota, Fungi, Ascomycota, Sordariomycetes, Hypocreales, Nectriaceae. The transcript has 12 exons. The record is from RefSeq and is a predicted model, not a curated record.
AUGAGCGACAUCAAGGCUGAUGACAUUCAGCUUGAGCAUGCCCCAGGCACGACUCGCCCCUCGGGAGCAGCGGAUUAUGACGCUGGUGACUCUUCGAGCUUCCAUGAAACCUAUAGGCUGUCUGUCCGGACCUACAUGGUCUUGACUACCAUGGCCUUUGCUUGGGGCACUUGCACCAUGGCAAACAUCGGUCCUUCGACAACAUAUAGCUACGCUGUCAAGGCCCUGGGUGGCGAGUCCAUUUCGACCUGGAUUCCCAACGCGAGCCUCUUUCCUAUCAUUGGACUCCAGCCGAUCUGGGCCGUCCAGGGAUCUCUCGCGGAUCGCUUUGGUAAGAAGUGGUUCAUAUUAUCGGGUGGUGUCGCCGGCGUCAUUGGUAAUGCCGUCGCUGGCUCGGCCAAGUCCACAGAGGUCAUUAUCGCGGGACAGGCACUCAACGGCCUUGGCUCUUCUCUUUAUUUACUUGUCAUCCCUUCUGGUAUGGAAAUCGUCCCAGCAUCGCACCGCAGCUUUGCACAGGGCUUCAUGGGUUCUGUAAAUGGUAUCGUCUCGAUCAUGAUACUUUUGGUUUCUGGCACGUUUGCCAGAGCGUCCUCCUCUGGCUGGCGCUGGGUCUACUAUUUCAACGGAAUCUUUUUCGGCGUCGUGGGUGUCUUUCUCUUCGUCUUCUACGAUCCCCCACCCACCAAACUGCGACGCGAGAACACCACCGGUCAGGCUCUCAAGUCUAUUGACUUUGCCGGUGUGGCAUUGUUCCUUUGUGGCAUCAUUCCACUUGUGGUAGCUCUAGUCUGGGGCGGUCACACAUACCCUUGGGACAGUCCCCGAGUUGUCGCCCUGUUGGUUCUGGGAUGUCUAUUCCUCGUCGGGUUUGGCGUCUAUGAGAAAUAUGGCCGCUCUGACGGGCUCCUCGAUCACCGUUUCUUCCUAGAACGAAACUACCCACUGGUACUAUCUGUCGCCUUUGUGGAUGGUAUGCUCCUUUACGGCGUCAAUGCCUUCCUCCCUCAGCAGGUUGGCGGGCUGUUUACACAUGACCCCAUCAUGGUCAGCGUGUAUCUGCUGCCCUUGAACCUAUGCGUGAUCGGUGGCAUAAUGUCUUCGACUUACGUCCUCGGGGUUUUGAAACAUUACCGCAUUCUUCUGAUCUCUUCUCUCGUGCUCAUAGCACUCUUCUGUGGACUCUUAGCUCUCGUUAAUGCCGACCGAGCUGUGAUGCUCCUAGUCUUUACAGGCUUCAUUGGACUAGGAGUUGGAGUUACCACGGCUCUUCCCAAUGUUGUUCUGACAUAUGCGGUACCGCCACAUUUGAUAGGUCUCGGUGGGACCAUUGGCAUCACCAUCUUUGCUACAAUCAAUGGGAAUUAUAUGUCGAGCCAUCGCAUCCCCGACGUCACACAGGCUGUGGUCAAUGCUGGGCUUCCGGUAUCAUCUGUAGAAGAGUUUGUGGCUGUUUUCUUGAAUGGCAACAGUUCCGCCCUGACUACUAUUGCUGGUGUCACACCUUCAGUCAUUAAGGCAGCUGAGCAUGGCCUCGAGAAAGUCACUGCAGAGUCUUUCAAGUUUGUGUGGAUUGCGAACGCUGUUAUUGCAGUUGUCACAGUUAUGCUCACAUGCUUCCUUCAAUCUGUCACGCACCAUAUGACAGGUCAUGUUGUCGCACCUCUUGAGCAAGUCGACCCCGAGUGCAAAUUCUUCAAGGCUGGCGGUGACAUCUCACAUGUAUACAUCCUGGCAAAGACUGAACAAUAUGUUGAUGCUAUUGCCAGAAUCUGCGCACCAUUCCGCAAGGCUUGCACCAUUGUCCAGGCUGACAUCAGUCUCUACGGAACCGAGUUCAUGUCCAAGUCAAUGACUUUCUCUUGGGACUGGCUCGGCUCUGCGGCGUAUCAUCGCACUAAUCUUGAAGGCUAUCACAAAGUGUUUACAACCUUGUCGCGUCUGAUGGAUGAGCGAAAGCUCGUCCUAACUCCUGGCAAGCGGCACAAGUUGACUCUUGCAGGGCUAAAGGAAGCUCAUCGCCAAAUCGAGUCCAAGACCACUGUAGGCAAGGAAAUGCCCCACCGAUUUUACGACAGCGGCUCCAGCCUCAAGUUUUACUCAGAGGACGUGGUCUUUCACAAUCAGAAUAACACGGUCUAUCACGGAGGCGACGAGAUGUGGGCCUGGAUGAAGAAACUUUUUGGUGUGUUCGAAUGUAUCCAUCACGACUGGGUCCAGUUCCUGGAGAUUGAACGCGACGAUGGCAUAAGCCAGAUAUGCACACAGAAUAUUCGAAACCUGUGGCUUCGCGGAAAUAAGGAGAGGAAGCCAACGGUCAGCGUUCCUGUCACCAUGAUUGCUAUCAUCGGGAAGAGUAACGACGAGAAGACUCUAGAGGGAUUGCAUUUCAAGGAGGUCUGGCUGUAUUGGAACACUGCUCUGCUUUUACCCUUUCUCCCAAAAGAAGCUGUGGUCUUUAAGAUGGAGAAUAUCUUGCAUGCAAAUGAGGAGUAG